CGGUGGCAAACGAAUCGGACGGUCGGAACUUUCUGGAACAAGAGCAAGAACGCCUCGUUCUGUUGUGAAAACAGAAACAUAACAAGUAACCGGGAAUCGAAAAAAAAAUAAAUCGUGAGAUCGUUUGUGGUGGAUUUGUGGUAAACACGAACAACGUCGCUUGCUGCAGCUGAUAAAAGAAGUGCGCCGACGAGAGGCAGAAAUACAAUAAACAAAUAAAGCAAAAUGUGUAAAUUCUUAUCAAUUUUGAAGCUGAUCGUGGUUUCUGCGAUGACCAUCAGUUUUGUACAGAGUGUGCAGUUCGAAAAUUGCGCUGACGCAAACACGAUCGGGAACUUCAGCUUGGUGGAGGUAUCGGACUGCGACCUUAACGAGUCGAAAUGCGUGCUGAAGCGAAAUUCGAAUGCCACCAUAUCGAUUACAUUCAGCUCUGAGGAAGACCUGUCGGAGCUGAAAGCCGUUGUCCACGGUGUCAUCCUGGGCAUGGAGGUUCCGUUCAAGCUGCCGAACGACAACGGUUGCGUGAACAGCGGCCUGGAGUGUCCGCUGUCGAAGAACACCGAUCUGAAGUACACGGCAACGCUGCCGGUGCUGAAGCAGUAUCCCAAGGUCGUCGUCGACGUGAAAUGGGAACUGAAAUCCGCCAACCAGGAAGUUGUUUGCGUUAAAAUUCCGGCCAAAAUUCAGUGAGUCCAGUGAGUAAGAAGCAGCAAAACGCCGACAAACAGUCACACGACAAGACGCGAUAGUGAAUUAAAUUAGAUUAAGAAUCAUUUCAAUGAGCAUCCAUUUAGCAGUUCCACUUGUGGUGAUGAUGAUGUACCGUACGAAGGGGCUUGCAUAAGUACCUCAAACUUAAGGCAGUUUUCUUUCUUGCCUGCUUGCUUACUCGCGAAGAAGCUGGUAGGUAGUAGGACAGCAGGAGCCGGUGUGUAUUGUGAGUCAAUUUUUCGAAUAAAAACCGGUGCCGCGUGA
Molecule: messenger RNA, 975 nt
Organism: Sabethes cyaneus
Lineage: Eukaryota; Metazoa; Arthropoda; Insecta; Diptera; Culicidae
Product: NPC intracellular cholesterol transporter 2 homolog a-like
Exons: 4
Coding region: 226-690 (154 amino acids)
Biological process (GO): intracellular cholesterol transport
Molecular function (GO): sterol binding
Source: RefSeq, a predicted model, not a curated record